CCGCCAAAUAUUCGAUUUCAAGUUGCCUUGUUUCUUCCCUGCACCACCACCACCUUCUCCACGGCAACCGACAGCAUGGCCGAUACAGCAGUGGAAGAUAGCACCAUCAACAACCCUGACAACCUCACCAAACUCAAGACCGCCUCCACUAUUUCGGAGAAAGUCCUCGCAGAAGUGACAGGAUGGCUGGCUGACGGCGAGAACAUCAUUUCUCUAUGCGAAAGAGGCGACAAGCUCUUGGAGGAGGAGAUCGCAAAGGUCUACAAAGGAAAAAAGAUCCAAAAGGGAUCUGGCUCUCCAGUAACCAUCUCUCCAUCCUCCCAUGUGACUCCUUUCACUCCUCUCACCUCGGACGCGGAAGAUUCAAGCACCACCAUCAAAGCUGGGGAGGUUGUGAAGGUCCAGUUGGGCGCACAGAUCGAUGGAUUCGGCUCAAUCAUUGGAAGCACCGUGGUCGUACCCAAAGAAAAGGGACAAAAGGCGGAUAUCACGGGCCGUGAAGCUGACCUUCUUGUUGCUACACACUAUGCCAACGAACUCCUGUUGAGACUGCUGCUACCACCUGGCCUAUUGGCCUCUGGAACCGAGGAGGAAAAGAAGAAGGCUGCUGCGGUCAAAGCCCCCAGCCAUAGCAAGAUCUCCAGCCUGAUUGAAAAGGUGGCCAAGGCCUACGAUGUCAAUGUCGUCCAGCAUACCACAUCGUGGCAGUUUGAACGCAACGAGAUUGAGGGCAAGAAGAAGAUCAUCCUCUCUCCCGUCGACGGUGCCAAAGGCGAAGGAAAUCCGGAAGUGGGCGAGUUCUGGGGUAUAGAGCUAGGUUUGAGUCUGGGUUCGGGCAAGGUCAAGGACCUCGACAAACGAUCGACUCUCCUUCGACGAACAGCUACGACUUAUGGCUUAAAGCGUCCAUCGUCGCGCCAAGUCUUGUCUGAGAUUGUCAAGAAAUUUGGCACAUUCCCUUUCAGCAUUCGACAAUUGGAAGACGAAAGGGCUGCAAAGGUUGGUGUCGUUGAAUCAAUUAGAGCCGGCGUCCUUCGAGAAUACAAGCCUGCCGCUGAAGCUGAUGGCUCACCUGUGUCACGGUUGUUCACCACAAUUGGUAUGUCGUCAUCAGUCUUUACUUAAGCUCUCCAACUAACUCCAUUCUAGCCGUCACCAAGAAUGGAAUUACUCGUCUAGCAGCCCCACCGGCGCUGGACCUGGAGAGCGUCAAGUCUGACAAGAAGAUUGAGGACGAAGAGAUCCUGAAGAUCUUGGAACAGCCACUCUCAAAGUCAACCGGUGCCAAGAGCAAGAACAAGAAAAAGAAGAAGAAGCCCGCAAAGAAGACUGAAGAUGAUGACGAUGAUGAUAGCGACGAUGAAUAGGGCAGUCUCAAGUCGACAUGCUCACCUUGUUCUCUCAUUUGCCAUUAAGGCAGCCUCUCGUCUUUCACUGACUGUGAAGACUUGUCCGGGUGUGACAGGCAGACCUUGGGUAUGAAAAGGUCUGGUUAGGCUAAAGCUGGCGAGAACCGUUGGAUUGGUUGACACUACUGAUGGUCAGACAAAGAGAAGUUCAAUCUCAGGAUGAGCCAUUGGUGGUCACCAAACCUAGGAAUUCACCCCUCGCAGGCCCUCACUGGGAAAUGAGGGAAGUCGCUGUGUGUAGAUGAACAGAUUAAACAUCAAUGCACACCGAGAACUUUAUGCCCCAGCGAGAAGAAACAAGUGUUGUGUUUAGUGUAGAUUGCACGUUGCGUUUCUUGGGAUUGAAAGGGAAAAGGGGGGGCUGAAGGUGCCUCGGACUUGAGCAACAAGGCGAGGCGGGCUACCCCUAGAAUUUGCCACGUCAGAAUGGCCACAUAAGAGACCAGGUGAUGAAAGCGAACAAAACACAGUAUGAGUCUCAUAAACAGGCAACCAUCUGUAGUAUGAGAUUGAGGGAACGUGAUUUGUAGUGUAUGUGGUGAUAUGUCAUCCACUGUGAUUCAUAUCUCUAAGUAAGUGGUUGACUGUGGUGGCGAUAGGGUGCCCCCGGAAGUAACGCCAUGUUUAUACGCAGCAGCAGCAGCAGCAGCGGGCGUAGGCCAAGAAGCCGAAAGGGUACUCAGCCUUGGGAUCGAGGGGGUUUUAGGGGAGCCUACGUGGUGCCUAGUUUCGCUAUAGUGCCAACCAAUGAUGCUUGAGCUGGGCUGGCUCCGGCCCCCUUGC
Molecule: messenger RNA, 2192 nt
Organism: Exophiala mesophila
Lineage: Eukaryota; Fungi; Ascomycota; Eurotiomycetes; Chaetothyriales; Herpotrichiellaceae
Product: DNA-binding protein, 42 kDa, variant
Exons: 3
Coding region: 76-1125 (349 amino acids)
Source: RefSeq, a predicted model, not a curated record